Dendronephthya gigantea is the source of this 1317-nucleotide messenger RNA. RefSeq lists its product as uncharacterized. Gene Ontology annotation, molecular function: zinc ion binding. The coding region runs from base 1 to 1317 and encodes 438 amino acids. Lineage: Eukaryota; Metazoa; Cnidaria; Anthozoa; Malacalcyonacea; Nephtheidae. The record is from RefSeq and is a predicted model, not a curated record. The transcript has a single exon.
AUGGUUGGACCGCAACCUACGAACUUCAAGGCAAUGACCGUAGCCGCAAUUAAGAAAUAUUUGCAAGCGCGUGGCGUAAGUGUCAAUGGCUAUCUGAAGUCUGGUCUCGUCGAAAUCGCAGUCGCAGUUGAGAAGAUGAUGUUACCGCUAGAUCCUAACUUUGAAACGGUAGAAAAUGGCGACACAUUGAAACAAAGGUUAUUUAUUCAUGACGUUCAGAUUGAUGACCCUUUUACUAUGACAAUGAAGAACGAUUUCAUUGAUUCUCCACCAUUUGGACUAUAUGAUAUUUUUAACCACCUUAUUUAUCAUGCCACCGAAUACGACAAGCAAGGUCUAGCUGCCUAUAAGUCCUUCGAAGACUACCGACUUUUUCAAGAUGGUUAUGUUCAAUCACUAAAAACUGUGAGUGUAAUAGAUGCAGGGGUAUAUGUAUAUGUCGGCCAGGUGCAACCAACUAUGCGAGCAAAAACUGAUGGGGGGAAAGACUGUUAUUCGUUGUGGUUCAUCUUGGAAGGUCGAGGGGCAAACAGAGGGAGUGUGCUUGAUGCAUUUUGUGAAUGUAAGGGUGGACGGGACGGUGGUUGCAAGCAUAUAGCAGCUGCAAUGUACUCACUAGAAGAACUGUUAAACCAGGAUGGAAAAAAGAGUGUGACAAGUGGCCCUUGCUUGUGGAUGCCAAAACCACAAUCCUCCAGUCAGCCAUGUGCUGUAGACCAACUGGAAAUCAUUAAAAUCAAGCCACCAGCUGGGAAAAAAAGAAAGAGGAACUAUACAUGGCUACAAAACAUUGAUUUUGACCCCCGAAGUCCAAAGCAUUGCAAGGUUUCGCCCAUGACAAAGGAGCGUUUUACUGAGAGGCUCAGUGCUGUUUCUGAUACCACAUCCAACAAUGAUUCAUCACCACCUGCACCAGUUAUACUGCCCCUUUUACAGAAGCUAUAUUUAAAGAAAACUGAUGAAAAUCAUAGUGGCAAGGAGUCCGACUCCCAAACUUUGUGUGGCAAGGAAUGCAGCAUGAAUCAAAGCACUGGAAUAAUGAGGCAAAAGGUGGAAACUUACAUUCGGGAAUCAACUGAAAAGAACCCUGAAAAGUUCCGAAACAUGCUAUAUUUUACUGAUGGUGAAAUUAAUCAUGUAGAGGAAGUCACCCGGGACCAGUGGCAAUGCGAUGAUUGGUAUGAGCACAAAAUUGGUUUUAUAACAGCUUCAAAGUGUAAAGAUGUUUGUACAAGGCAAACAACAUUAGAAAAGAAGAAUGAUUUUGGUACUACUGCUCUUGCAAGAGCUAUUGCAACACAGCCAAAAAAACAGUAA